Messenger RNA from Pochonia chlamydosporia 170, 1320 nucleotides. RefSeq names its product folic acid synthesis protein. Gene Ontology annotation, cellular component: mitochondrial envelope. Gene Ontology annotation, biological process: tetrahydrofolate biosynthetic process. The coding region runs from base 1 to 1320 and encodes 439 amino acids. The transcript is spliced from 3 exons. The record is from RefSeq and is a predicted model, not a curated record. Lineage: Eukaryota; Fungi; Ascomycota; Sordariomycetes; Hypocreales; Clavicipitaceae. Gene Ontology annotation, molecular function: dihydropteroate synthase activity; 2-amino-4-hydroxy-6-hydroxymethyldihydropteridine diphosphokinase activity.
AUGGGUGAUCGAGUGGCUGAGAUAGAAAGGGCAUGUCGCGAGAUGGAUCGUCGGGGAAUUCGAGUAACGAGGACGAGCAGUUUGUGGGAGACAGAGCCCAUGUAUGUCUUGGAUCAGGAUCCUUUCUUGAAUGGCGCCUGUGAGGUGGAAACAGAUCUUGAGCCCCUCACGUUGCUUGAUCAGCUGCAAGCAAUAGAAAACGAUAUGGGUCGCCAUAAAGUCAUUGAUAAGGGUCCUCGUAAUAUUGACUUGGAUAUCCUGUUGUAUGGUGAUGAGACUGUGAACCAUGAGCGCCUCAAUGUGCCUCAUAUUGGUAUUCCAGAGCGCGAAUUUGUUCUCCGGCCUUUGUCAGAGCUGAUACCAUCAAAAUCGCUUUAUCCAUCGAAACCAUGGAAAGUUGUUCAGGAUUACUUAAACGAGCUUCGUCAAGGAGAACCUCUCUCGUCCAUGACACCUCUUAGAGGUGUUUCUCACACUCUCACGCCUCUUCUUCACAACAGGAAGACUCAGGUCAUGGCUAUCUUAAACCUGACUCCGGAUUCCUUCUCAGAUGGCGGCAAGAAUGAUUUGACAAACCUCCGUGACACUGUGCUACGUCACAUUCGCGAUGGAGCUACCAUACUUGAUGUCGGGGGCCAAUCUACAGCUCCUGGUCGGCCCGAAGUCACUGCCCAAGAAGAAGCGUCCCGGGUGGUCCCAGCCAUUGAGCUGAUCCGAUCUCUGCCAGAAGCAUGCAAUAUCGCCAUCAGCGUGGAUACGUAUCGGGCUUUUGUGGCUGAAAAAGCCAUCGCGUCCGGCGCCGAUAUAAUCAAUGACGUUUCAGCUGGGCUGCUUGACCCAGACAUGUUCUCGACUGUCGCACGUCUUGGUAAAACCAUCUGCCUGAUGCACAUGCGCGGUACUCCGCAAACUAUGAUGGACCUCACAAGUUAUGAGGGUGGCUUGAUCCCGACAAUAGCCUCGGAACUUCUCCAGCGCAUUUCAGCAGCUGAAGCUGCUGGCAUUCGACGGUGGCGCAUCAUUCUAGAUCCCGGGAUAGGCUUUGCAAAGACGGCUGAUCAGAACCUGGAGCUGCUGAGAUGCUUGGACGAACUGAGGGCCUGGCCCGGCCUUGGCGGUUUGCCAUGGCUAGUAGGCUCCAGCCGCAAGAGCUUUAUCGGCAAGGUUACAGGGUCAGAAGAGCCGUCGAACAGAAUCUGGGGCACAGCAGCCACUAUGGCAGCGGCAGUGCAAGGGGGAGCAGAUAUGGUUCGCGUGCAUGACGUCUCAGAAAUGGCAAAGGUAACAGCCAUGGCGGAUGCAAUCUGGAGACCCUCUUGA